Molecule: messenger RNA, 597 nt
Organism: Talaromyces atroroseus
Lineage: Eukaryota; Fungi; Ascomycota; Eurotiomycetes; Eurotiales; Trichocomaceae
Exons: 1
Coding region: 1-597 (198 amino acids)
Source: RefSeq, a predicted model, not a curated record
AUGCCCGUUGAUCAACUUCGCAAGGGCUACCCUCGAGUCCACCGCUACAUCACCACACACAAUCGAGAGGGCGAGGCAAUAUUCCUCUCGGGCAGCCAAGUUCCUGAAUGUGCGCCUUUUCGCUCAUGCGGCGAAGACGGCGAGAUCGCUUUGUUAUAUGCAACCGACACGUUUCCCGUGGAAUGCCACAACGAAGUCGAUGUCGCUGUCUACGAUUCUUACCUACACACACCGCCAGGCAUGACGCCCGGACACGGGACCAUGCUUCGAGUGAUUGACAUGCAGCCGCUCAAGGAGACGCCCAUGCAUCGCACGGUGACAGUCGAUUACAGCGUAGUGUUAGAGGGAGAGGUGGAUCUAGUCUUGGAUAGCGGCCAGAAACGGACGCUCCGGCAAGGAGACGUUAGCAUUCAGCGUGGAACGGCGCAUUCGUUCAGGAAUCGCAGUGAUACGAAAUGGUGUCGGCUGUUGUUUGUGUUUAUGCCUAUGCAGCAGCUGAUCAUCGGUGGGAAGAAGAUGGAAGAGGAGUGGUACCAAGAGCGGUAUGAUAGCAGGGAUGAGCAGGAUAGAAGGGAACAAGAGGGGUCUCACGACUAG